Miniopterus natalensis is the source of this 3702-nucleotide messenger RNA. Lineage: Eukaryota; Metazoa; Chordata; Mammalia; Chiroptera; Miniopteridae. The record is from RefSeq and is a predicted model, not a curated record.
AGUUCGCGAGGGCGAAGCCUCUGCCUUGCCGACCGCCCUCCCGCGUGAUGCCCAGGCCCCCUCGUUUCCAGGUUCCAGUCAUGCCCAGCUUCAGAGCUCGUCCUGAAGAGGCAGAAAUGGAGCCCUCAGUUCCUGGACCAUCCCCUUGGACUCCUUCAACCCAGGCCUGUGUGAGUGAUGCUCCCACCGUGACUCACCCUGUACCUGCAUUCCAUGGUCCACUCUGCUACAGUGACACUGAGCUGGGAACUACUCCCCCUCACCAGCAGCAGCCAGAUUGGGACACCAGGAUUGAGGGCAAAGGGUUUCUUCAGAAGAAAGAUGUUUCUGAGGAUUUAGUAUCACAGGCAGAAAUAUCAGAAAACUGUACCAGUGAUGUUCCUGUGGUGUCUGAGCUUGGAGAACUCUGUGAGGACGUAUUAGAAAGAGACUGGGGAGUCCCUGACAACAUGAGACAGGUGCAAUCCCUCGGCCAAGAGAAGGAGCUCACACCAGUGGCAGUAUUCCUUAACAGCCCCUUAGGGGAGAGAGAGAUGGACUGUGAUGAUUUUGAGAGAAGCUUUAGUCUGAGCCCAAACCCAGUGGCAUAUCAAGGAAUUUCUGUGGAAGAGAGGCCACAUCUGCACAUGUGUGGCCAAAGCUUCCAACGCAGUGUGGACCUAACUAGCCACGAGGGGCUCCACACAUCUGAAAGCACCUUCAUAUGUAAUGAGUGUGGGAAAACCUUCAGAGGAAACCCUGAUCUUAUUCAGCGUCAGAUCAUCCACGAUGGGCAGAAGUCCUUCAUAGGUCAUGAACGUGGAAAAGCCUUCAGCCAGAAUUCAGUUCUUAAAAAUCAUCGGAGGUUGCAUGUGAGUGAGCCCUAUCAGUGCAGCGAAUGUGGGAAAGCCUUCUAUGUGCAUUCAAACCUCACUAGGCAUCAGGUCACCCAUGGUGGAGAGAAGCCUUACAUUUGCAAUGACUGUGGAAAAGCCUUUAGCCAGAAUUCCAGCCUUAAGAAGCACCAGAAGUCUCACAUGAGCGAGAAGCCCUAUGAGUGCAGUGAGUGUGGAAAGGCUUUUAAGCGGAGCUCAAACCUUACCCAACAUCAGAGAAUUCAUUCUAGCGAGAAGCCGUAUGUGUGUAACAACUGUGGGAAGGCCUUUAGGCGGAGCACCAACCUCAUCAAACACAACAGGAUUCACACAGGUGAGAAGCCUUUUGAGUGUAAAGAGUGUGGGAAAGCAUUCAGCCAGAGCUCACACCUGAGGAAGCACCAGAGGGUUCACACUGGAGAGAGACCUUAUGAGUGUAAUGAGUGUGGCAAACCAUUCAGCCGGGUCUCAAACCUCAUUAAGCAUCACCGGGUUCACACAGGAGAGAAGCCCUAUAAAUGUAGUGACUGCGGGAAGGCCUUCAGUCAAAGUUCAAGUCUCAUUCAACAUCGGAGGAUUCACACUGGAGAGAAGCCUCAUGUUUGUAAUGUGUGUGGAAAAGCCUUUAGUUACAGUUCAGUGCUCAGAAAGCAUCAGAUAAUCCACACGGGAGAGAAGCCCUAUGAAUGUGGUGUCUGCAAGAAGGCCUUUAGCCACAGCUCAGCCCUCAUUCAGCACCAGGGUGUGCACACAGGCGAUAAGCCCUAUGAAUGUCAGGAAUGUGGGAAGAUGUUUGGCCGUAGCUCGAACCUCAUCCUUCACCAGCGAGUUCACACUGGAGAGAAACCCUAUGAAUGUACCGAAUGUGGAAAAACAUUCAGCCAGAGCUCAACUCUCAUUCAGCAUCAGAGAAUCCAUAAUGGACUGAAACCCCAUGAGUGUAACCAGUGUGGUAAAGCCUUCAACCGAAGCUCAAACCUCAUCCACCACCAGAAAGUUCACACUGGAGAGAAGCCAUACACAUGCAUGGAAUGCGGUAAGGGCUUCAGCCAGAGCUCACACCUCAUUCAACAUCAGAUCAUCCACACUGGCGAGAGGCCCUACAAGUGCACCGAGUGUGAGAAAUCCUUCAGCCAGCGCUCGGUCCUUAUCCAGCACCAGAGGAUUCACACUGGAGUGAAGCCCUAUGACUGCACUGUGUGUGGGAAGGCCUUCAGCCAGCGCUCAAAGCUGCUCAAGCACCAGCUGACCCACACAGGGGAGAGACCCUACAAGUGUAUUGAGUGUGGGAAAUGCUUCAGCCGGAGCUCCCACCUUCUCCAGCAUCAGAGGACCCACACAGGGGAGAAGCCCUAUGUGUGUGGGGUAUGUGGGAAGGCCUUCAGCCAGAGUUCAGUCCUCAGCAAACACAGGAGAAUCCACACGGGUGAGAAGCCCUAUGAAUGUAAUGAGUGUGGAAAGGCGUUCCGCGUCAGCUCAGACCUUGCUCAGCAUCACAAGAUCCACACAGGAGAGAAGCCCCACGCGUGUCUCGAGUGCCGCAAGGCCUUCACUCAGCUCUCGCACCUCAUCCAGCACCAGCGCAUCCACACAGGGGAGCGGCCCUACGUGUGCCCACUGUGUGGAAAAGCCUUCAACCACAGCACAGUACUGCGCAGCCACCAGCGGGUGCACACGGGGGAGAAGCCACACGAGUGUGCAGAGUGUGGCCGGGCCUUCAGUGUGAAGAGGACGCUGCUGCAGCACCAGCGGGUACACACCGGGGAGAAACCCUACUCCUGCAGCGAGUGCGGGCGUGCCUUCAGUGACCGCUCGGUCCUAAUCCAGCACCACAACGUGCACACUGGUGAGAAGCCCUAUGAAUGUGGGGAGUGCGGCAAGGCCUUCAGCCACCGCUCCACGCUGAUGAACCAUGAGCGCAUCCACACCGAGGAGAAGCCCUAUGGCUGCUACGCCUGCGGCAAGGCCUUUGUGCAGCACUCCCAUCUGAUCCAGCACCAGCGGGUGCACACCGGUGAGAAGCCCUACGUGUGCAGUGAGUGUGGCCACGCCUUCAGCGCCCGCAGGUCUCUGGUCCAGCAUGAGAGGAUACACACAGGUGAGAGGCCCUUCCGCUGCACACAGUGUGACAAGGCGUUCAGCCUGAAAGCCACCCUGAUCGUGCACCUGAGGACACACACGGGUGAGAGGCCCUACGAGUGCAGCCGCUGUGGAAAGGCCUUCAGCCAGUACUCUGUGCUCAUCCAGCACCAGAGGAUCCACACAGGCGAGCGGCCCUAUGAGUGUGGCGAGUGCGGGCGCGCCUUCAACCAGCAUGGGCACCUGAUCCAGCACCAGAAGGUGCACCGGAAGCUGUGACCUCGGCGGCCACAAGCGACCCUCACACUUGGGCACAUAGAGUCCAACUCAGGAGAAGCUUCUUUGAGCUCCACAGGAAGCCCUGUAGCAGUUGAGGGUCACAGAAUAACUGCAGGGAGAAGCACUGAGUGUGUUACCCCUGGGGAAGAAUUUCAGAGGGUGCCUGUUGUAUUUUGUUGGACAUCUUGAUGUCACAUUGAAGAGGAAUCACAGCUGUAGUGAAUUUUGGUAAAGACAGCCAUAGUUCUUUAACAUCAUACAGUUUGUUUGAAAUGAGAAACUUAAGGAAAUUAAGGCAUAAGGAUUGCUGUCACAAUAAAAUUUGCUUACAUCCCACACAAAGGUUUCUUCUUAGGACAUUUCAUGCCUUCCCUGAAUACACUGAUUAAUUACUGCACUGGGAAUUAGAAUGUUGGACUAUUUUCAGUAUCUUGUUAAGCCACUAAUGUGCUAUGUGGAUGAAAAGAUAUUAAAAAGUGUCACCAAGUAG